AUGGCUUCUGCCAGCUUCUCCCACCACGACCCUCAACAACACGCAGCUAUAAACAGUGUCCUAAUAGCGAUAUUCCGUGCCGCUAAAACUGCGCAGAGAGGUGCGAAGGAUUGGGACUAUGCACCGAGUGAUACGAUCAAUUCAUAUUUGGAUUAUAUGUAUGAACAGUUACCGCGCUUGAUGUCAGAAGAUGCCUCGGGGUGCAUCAUCCCUGCUUCGUACAAGAGAACCACAGGCCAGAACAUGGAUACGUACUAUGGAAGGGCGUGGAAGGGUGCGUGGUGGCAGGAGGACGAUGAUAGGAAGAGGUGGAGGCUGAUCGAGCUGAACAAACAUCUGAUCGAGGGUGUAUCGGAACCCGAGACUCAUUCAAGGGUUAGAAAUGGUUACAAGAAGUACGACGAUGCCGCCGGUAACUCUGAAACAUCAGUCAGGUUUCGCAGGUACACAUUUGGAAAUAAUCCUCCGUUGCCGCCUUCCCGCCUUCUAUAUGACAUUUCGCCGAUCGCAAAGCCCACUGGUCCCGUACCCCGAGGACCUCGUCAACAGAUUGAAGCCUCACGCUCGCCGAAGGCACCGCGUAUCCUCGUACCUCGAGGACCCGCCCGUUGUUCUUGGACAAGUCUGGAGACCAUUCGGCCAAAGCAGACACCUGUGGAGGAUGUACCACCUGCGUCACAGCCACCGCCUUUCAUAAAAGAAGGGACUGAGGAGGGAGAGCUCAUCGAGCUGGUCAAGUCGACGCCGGACAAAUCCAGUCUGGACGUAAUGAGUCGUCUAGAGAUGCGGUUGGACAUCAGUAUUACGGAUGAGUAUUGGGAGGACCUCUUCAAAUGCGACGUUUGA
Molecule: messenger RNA, 846 nt
Organism: Didymosphaeria variabile
Lineage: Eukaryota; Fungi; Ascomycota; Dothideomycetes; Pleosporales; Didymosphaeriaceae
Exons: 1
Coding region: 1-846 (281 amino acids)
Source: RefSeq, a predicted model, not a curated record